This is a messenger RNA of Bombus huntii, 4068 nucleotides long. RefSeq lists its product as uncharacterized. The record is from RefSeq and is a predicted model, not a curated record. Bases 2119 to 4068 code for a protein of 649 amino acids. NCBI's taxonomy places the organism in Eukaryota, Metazoa, Arthropoda, Insecta, Hymenoptera, Apidae. The transcript has 3 exons.
AUCUGUGAAAAUAAUUUAUCCAGUAUGAAUGCUUCACUGCGCAAUGUUAGAUAACAUUAGAACAUUAGAUAUUAAAAUAUUAAAUAUAAGAACAUUAGAAUAUUAAAAACUUUAUUAAUAAUCGUGAAAAUGUGCAGAAAUUCUGGACUAGUGACAUAGAGCUGAGCGAAGUCUACAAUGUCUUUUACAAUGUAAGCGCAAAAAGAUAAGCAGUAAUUGCUCGUUGCAACAAAAAGUACUAUUACUCAAAACUAAUGUCUUAUAACAAUUACUAUCCAAUUCCAUUUUCUCUACAUUUUCUUUUUUUCUCACAUCUAAAAUAUUCAGUUGUACAAAUUUCCAACGAGCAUGUUGGUGAUGUAGAAUUAUGAAUUUCAUAAUCGGGAUCAAUAUCUAUAUCGAUAUUAUUAUCAUCAGUACCCUCUUCAUUGAAAAAUAGAGCUUCAGAUGAUAAUGACGGCGAGACUUGUUCACGAUGCGUUAUCAAAUCAGUGAUCGAAUAAAACUGUUAAAAUUUUCAAUUAGCUAUGCCAUAAUAGUAAUUUUUUGACUAUUACCUUCUUCUAAAAUAACAGUUAUAAAAUGAAGUGUAUUCGCUGAAACUUUUAUUCCACAAAUUUUUGCCUAAAUAGGAGAAUUUUAUUUUUGUAGAAGUAGAAAGGAGUUUCCGUUAAAGGGUGUUUUGGGAACUGACAAUAAGAUAUUGGAAUGCAUUGUAUUUUGAUUUCAAAAAGAAGGCCAGAUGCGGGUUCAGUUUUGUUGGCGCUUGAAUUCGAUACAGAAUCCAUUAAUAAACAAAACAGUACAAAAUUAUGCAUAAACAUACACACAAUCAUUUCUUGUCAAAUAACGGUUUAAAGAAAAGACCACAGCUACUACAAAUUCACUAAACAUGCUGCAAAAAGAGUAACUACUAAAAUGGACUUCAAAUUUGAUAAUAACUAAUUUAUUUAAUUGAAAAGAUAUUUUAACACUAACAAAUACGAAAAAGAGUAUCUAGAAGUAUUUCAGCAUGUAUAUGUAAAAAAUUUUUUAAGAAAUGGUAGUGGGAAGGGGUAACUCGAAAAUCAUGAAUUUUUCAAAAAAUAUUUUUGCGUAGUUUAAUAGACACAAUGAAACGAAGCAGCUUUUCUUUAACCUUUUUUUAGGUACCUUUCAUCGUUCUUGUAUAUUUCACAAAAAGAAAAAGAUUUUGGAUCUUUUCAAGGGAUGGUUACACCAAAUCAUGGCAUGAAAAAAUAGGGCUGUAUUGCGGAUAAGAUAAUUCACUUGUACCCAAAGAAUUUUCUUAAUUUUCGGGUUAUAUAAUUGUCUUUAUUGUCACGAACAGAUCAGAUUUUCUAAUUUUUAGCAGAUUGUUUAGAUACAUCUUCACUUAUUUAUAGUUUGCUUGUUGAUAAAAAAUUUACAUUAAUAGAAUUUUUGUAACGUCGAAAAGAAUUAUGGGUUACAAAAUGUAAUACUCUGCAAAGUUGCUUACGUAUAAUUUCAAAGACUGGUAUAUCAGUUGCAUACUAUCGGCAUAAAAAUCACAGUUCCAAGCAAGUAUAAUGGAAAUAAAACUUGUUAAUAUUGCCGAUAUUACUAUUUUAGAUCGGUACUAUUUUAAUUUCAAUUAAGUACACUAAAACAUAAAACUAAACGAUAUUUCCCACAAAAUAGCCAGCAUAAACAAGUGGAAAGUGUCCUUUCUGUGUACAUAUCAUAUAUUUUCAUGUUGCUAACAAUAGGUGAAAACAAUAAAGAUAAUAAAAAUAGUGAAAAAUUGUUCACUAUAUUUCUUUAUUUCACAAGUAUUCAAAGAGUAAUUAUAGAUAGUAAAUAAGAUUAAAGAUCGAUUCCACACGGUGAAGAUCUCAAUGUAGGCUGAAAAUAAAAGUCAUACGAUGUUUGUUCUGGAAGUUUCACUGGUCUGUUAAUUUUUCAGUGAUAAUCAAACACAACAAGCAUUAAUCUCUGCAAGUGCUGAGACACAGGUGCACGAAUGAUGAAAUCUUAUCUUUCAUCCAGGUGCCCGAUAUCUUCUUCCAUUUACUUGAAUGCGUUUCAGUAUAUAUAAAGGAGUCUAACUGGUAGAAAACACAUCAAGUACAACAGUCUUCCCACAAAGUGGUCAAGAUGAAGCUCCUACUGGUACUGUUCACAACGCUCGUUGCGUUCGCAACAGCGAAUUCUCAUUACCAAUCACCAAAUUCGAGAUUCCACUACGUUGCCAUGUUACAAGCGAAAAACUUCGCCUCUGACGAACUAUCCAGAGACAUUCACGAUUUCCUGAACCUGGUCGACGAGAACAAAAUAAUGAACAUCGUUAUGUCCUACCUGGAAGACGACGAAGUGCAGAGAGCAAUCGAAUACAUGUACAGCGAAGCAUUCCACGAUUUGGUCCGCAAGGUCGAAGCUAUGCCAGAAUAUCAGAAUUUGGUGAGGUACAUGGAAGACUCUGGCUUGGACAUGAAAAAGGUGAUCAGCAAAAUCCACAAAUUGUUCGGUAUGGAAGACUACGUACCACCCAUGGAAUUCUCAUCGAUGAAUACAUUAUCAAACCUUGGUGGAUUGAAAGCUCUGUUCAACGCUGUAGAGGCUGCCCUCCCUUUGGACAAAUUCACGGCCAUGUACAAUGAAAAGAUGCACACCUCCCCUGCUUUCCAGAACUUCAUGCAAAGGCUGCACUCCAAUGAAUUUCAGAGAAUCGUCACCAUGGUUUACCAAUCACCAACCUUUCUAGACAUGAGACAGAAGGUCAUCAACGACGGAGUGGACCUUGCCCCUAUCAGGGAUUUCAUCGAAAAGGUGCUUGGCAUUCAUCUUCCCAGAGUCGACUCCCGCGCCAUGUUACGAGCAGAAAUCUUUGCCUCUGACGAACUAUCCAGAGACAUUCACGACUUCCUGAACCUGGUCGACGAGAACAAAAUAAUGAACAUCGUUAUGUCCUACCUGGAAGACGACGAAGUGCAGAGAGCAAUCGAAUACAUGUACAGCGAAGCAUUCCACGAUUUGGUCCGCAAGGUCGAAGCUAUGCCAGAAUAUCAAAAUUUGGUGAGGUACAUGGAAGACUCUGGCUUGGACAUGAAAAAGGUGAUCAGCAAAAUCCACAAAUUGUUCGGUAUGGAAGACUACGUACCACCCAUGGAAUUCUCAUCGAUGAAUACAUUAUCAAACCUUGGUGGAUUGAAAGCACUGUUCAACGCUGUAGAGGCUGCCCUCCCUUUGGACAAAUUCACGGCCAUGUACAAUGAAAAGAUGCACACCUCCCCUGCUUUCCAGAACUUCAUGCAAAGGCUGCACUCCAAUGAAUUUCAGAGAAUCGUCACCAUGGUUUACCAAUCACCAACUUUCCUGGACAUGAGACAGAAGGUCAUCAACGACGGAGUGGACCUUGCCCCUAUCAGGGAUUUCAUCGAAAAGGUGCUUGGCAUUCAUCUUCCCAGAGUCGACUCCCGCGCCAUGUUACGAGCAGAAAUCUUUGCCUCUGACGAACUAUCCAGAGACAUUCACGACUUCCUGAACCUGGUCGACGAGAACAAAAUAAUGAACAUCGUUAUGUCCUACCUGGAAGACGACGAAGUGCAGAGAGCAAUCGAAUACAUGUACAGCGAAGCAUUCCACGAUUUGGUCCGCAAGGUCGAAGCUAUGCCAGAAUAUCAAAAUUUGGUGAGGUACAUGGAAGACUCUGGCUUGGACAUGAAAAAGGUGAUCAGCAAAAUCCACAAAUUGUUCGGUAUGGAAGACUACGUACCACCCAUGGAAUUCUCAUCGAUGAAUACAUUAUCAAACCUUGGUGGAUUGAAAGCUCUGUUCAACGCUGUAGAGGCUGCCCUCCCUUUGGACAAAUUCACGGCCAUGUACAAUGAAAAGAUGCACACCUCCCCUGCUUUCCAGAACUUCAUGCAAAGGCUGCACUCCAAUGAAUUUCAGAGAAUCGUCACCAUGGUUUACCAAUCACCAACUUUCCUGGACAUGAGACAGAAGGUCAUCAACGACGGAGUAGACCUUGCCCCUAUCAGGGAUUUCAUCGAAAAGGUGCUUGGCAUUCAUCUUCCCAGAGUCGACUCCCGUGCCAUGUUAUGA